UUGAUCAAGUUGAGCAGAUGUUGGCCUAUUUUGGUGCUUUUUUUACUUUUACCUUUACUGUGGACAAUUAUUUACCUUUGAAAUGACAGAGAAGAUACUUCCAGUCGAUAGCAAAGUCCAUGAACUCAAGUUAGGUUCAAGUUUUGAUCCAAAAUCUCGAGUUGCCUUUCACUCUUUCCGCUAUGAUUUCAUGCCAGCAUCGGUCGAUACGUCACAACAAGGGCUGGUGGAUGUCGGGGAGGGGCACCAGGUGACUGUGGGGUUGCCGCACGUUGAGGGCUCAGGUACCUCACACACCAUGUACAAAGGGAACAAGCGCCCGAGUCCCAAGGAAUGUGUCCUCAUUAUAGACCAUCAGACGGGGGCAUUCACUCUGGAGAGACUCUCCAACACCGUCAACUUAAAAAAGACCAGAAUGGAGGGCAGUAGCAAAAUAACCCAGAGUAGCCGACCUUUGACCCCUGUGGAUGUCAACAAGAGAUCCCCUGUCAAACAGAAAGCUGUGGCCUCGUCCUCAAUCAGUGUUAGCCCCCCGACCCCCCAAGUGGAGUCCCCAACAGUCACCCCAGUACACGAUGACCCAAAAAUGGAGGACUCUCAGAAACCAGAACAGAGUUGGAUUGGAUUUAUCAGCAGUAGUAGUGACUCAUCCAGCGAGUCUGAUAACUCGGCCAGUGACUCAGAAGAUGAGUCCAAAACAAAUAAUGAGAAAUCAGGGCAGGGUUUGUUUGGAUCCCAGGCUCCAUCUCUCUAUCAAUCAGCCCCUCCUUCCUCCAAUAUCCUGGGUAAAGAUCUGGAGUUGAGUGACGAUGACAGCGAGAGCGAUUGAGGGCCUGGAAAUUCUGGGAAGAUUUGGAAAAGUUGUUAACAGUGAUGUCAUUGAGGACCCCCAGUACUGCUUUAAAUGGACAUCAUUCUUAUGUUGUUGCUUUAUACACAAUGUAAGGGUAGUGUAUUAAUGCUGAGGGAUAGGAAGAUUGGUAGAAUGGUAAAAAUUUUCACAAUGAAAUGUUUGGUUGGGCUGUUUGGUAUUUCAGUGUUGUCACACCAGCCUUACCUAGUCCAUUUUAAUGUCAGUUGACUUCAUUCUGAUGUACAUAUUAUACUAUUUUAUACCUCAUGUUACGAGAUACUUGUAUGGAUAACACUGACUUGAGACUGUGUUGUGACCAUGCACAUCAUUUUGAUUAAUCCAUAGGCUCAAAUGGAAAACCAGUUCAGUGUAAAUGGAAGAUUUUUCACAUAAUUUUAUUUUUAUGUGUAUUAUGCAAUGGAAUGGGCUGAAGACUUUUUUUUUAGAAAAUGGUUUGAUAUUAUGUCCCUCUUCCUUGAAACAUUAUCUUGACCACGUAUAGGACAUUUCACGGGACAAUACAAACACAAUUUGUUUUGUCAAAACUUGACUGCACAGAUGAAAAUUUUUUUUGCUUAUUUAAUUCUCAGAGGUAGCAUUCAAAUUCUGUACAGUUUGUUGCAUCCAUACAAUGACUUGUAUUAACGAUAAGAGAGAUCAAUAUUUAACAGUUUUAUUUCUUGCCAUUUUGAUUGAAAUAUACAUGUAUAUGACAUGUUCAUGACAUGCUUUUAGAAAAAUCUGACCCCCCCCCCCCCCAAAAAAAAAAUGUCCAUUAUUCUUCAUAUCUUUAAGACAUGUCAGGUGGUAGUUUUAUGCUUGUCCAUUGUCUUUCAUGCAUCAGAUGUUUUAUAUUUUUGUGACAAGUUUUCUUGUUUUCUUUGAAAUAAAGCAAUGAAAUGUAAAAA
Saccostrea echinata is the source of this 1761-nucleotide messenger RNA. Its product is annotated as ELL-associated factor 1-like. The coding region runs from base 83 to 829 and encodes 248 amino acids. Gene Ontology annotation, molecular function: transcription elongation factor activity. Gene Ontology annotation, biological process: regulation of transcription elongation by RNA polymerase II; positive regulation of DNA-templated transcription. Gene Ontology annotation, cellular component: super elongation complex. The record is from RefSeq and is a predicted model, not a curated record. Lineage: Eukaryota; Metazoa; Mollusca; Bivalvia; Ostreida; Ostreidae. The transcript has 7 exons.